Andrographis paniculata is the source of this 2383-nucleotide messenger RNA. RefSeq names its product putative pentatricopeptide repeat-containing protein At3g47840. The record is from RefSeq and is a predicted model, not a curated record. The coding region runs from base 201 to 2318 and encodes 705 amino acids. NCBI's taxonomy places the organism in Eukaryota, Viridiplantae, Streptophyta, Magnoliopsida, Lamiales, Acanthaceae. Gene Ontology annotation, biological process: RNA modification. Gene Ontology annotation, molecular function: protein binding; RNA binding. The transcript has a single exon.
ACACCCAUCAUCUUCCUCCGAGUUCUCGAUUCCAUCAUUUUACAGGAAAAUUACUGAAUCACAGGGUUCUGCUGUAGGCGAUUGUCAUUCAAUCUAAGCCCAGCUAUGGAUUCGUUCUCGGGCAGAAGUCAAUCUCUACUCCUAAAUCUUACGCUACAAAAAUCGCAGACUUAGCUUUCUAUUCGCCUACAAACAUCAACAUGGUGCUGUCGCUGAGGCCAUUCAUUGCCCGUAGAUCAUUCGCAAGAUCAUUCCUUGCUUCCGCAAACAUUUUCUCUUCAGAAGAAGGAUCAAACGGCUCAAUCUCACACGAAUCCGAGCAAUUCAACAUGCCAGAAAUCAACUCACAGCUCAAACUACUUACAAAAUCUGGAGAGUUGAAAAGUGCCCGCAACCUGUUCGACACAUUGCCUCAAAGAGAUGAAGUGACUUGGACGAUCAUGAUUUCAGGCUAUGUUAAUGCCUCCAACCUAUCCGAAGCUCUCUCUCUCUUCUCGAAAAUGUCGGCGCAGCCGACCAUCCGAGUCGAUCCCUUCGCGCUCAGCCUCGCUCUCAAGGCAUGCGGCUUGAACUCCGACGUGAAUUAUGGCGAAACAUUGCACGCUUACUCGACGAAAGUCGGUCUCAUUACCUCCGUUUUUGUCGGGAGCGCCUUACUCGAUAUGUACAUGAAGAAUAGCCGAGUUUUCGACGGCUGUAGAGUCUUCGACGAGAUGCCAUUGAAAAACGAAGUGUCGUGGACAGCCAUAAUCACGGGACUCGUCCGCACGGGUCUUAGUUCGCACGGAAUGUCGUAUUUCGCUCAAAUGUGGAGCGACGGGGUGGAGUAUGAUGCGUAUACGUUCGCGAUCGCGUUGAAAGCAUGCGCUGAUUUAGAGCGUCUUAAUCACGGGAGGGCGAUCCACGCUCGGACGAUGAAGAAGGGCGUGGACACAACCUCGUACGUGUGCAAUAGCCUCGCCGCGAUGUAUAACAAGUGCGGGAAGCUUUCUUAUGGCAUGCGCCUGUUUAACGACAUGAGCGCGCCCGACGUGGUCUCUUGGACGUCUGUAAUAACCACGUUUGUUCAGACGGGGCGGGAGGAAGAGGCGAUCGAUUCUUUUUUGAAGAUGCGGGCGCGUCAUGUAGCUCCUAACGAGUACACUUACGCCGCCGUGAUUUCGGGCGUCGCAAAUAUGACGAGGCUCGACUGGGGGCAGCAAUUGCAUACCGUUGCUCUUCGAGUAGGUCUCGCGCAUUCGUUAUCCGUCGCGAACUCGCUGAUGACGAUGUAUUCGAAAUGCGGAUGCUCGACUUUCGCCUCGAUUGUUUUUCACGAAAUGUCGAGAAGAGAUGUGAUUUCUUGGAGUACUCUGAUUGCGGGUUAUUCGCAAGGAGGGUGUGGAGAGGAAGCUUUCGAGCUUUUUUCGUCAAUGAGAAGGGAAGGACCCGAGCCAAACGAAUUCACCGUAUCGAGCGUUUUGAGCGCCUGCGGGAGUAUGGCGAUACUCGAUCAGGGAAGACAGCUUCACGCGUACGCUUUGAUCGUAGGUUUAGAUCGAACGGCGAUGACACAAAGUUCCUUGAUAAACCUGUACUCGAAAUGCGGGAGCAUAGUCGACGCAGCGAAGAUAUUUCAUACCUUGGAGGCCAACGAUAUCGUGUCGUGGACAGCGAUGAUUAACGGAUACGCCGAGCAUGGAUACAGCCGAGAAGCGAUCGAUCUUUUCGAACGAAUCCGCGAAGUUGGAUUGACGCCAGACUCUGUCACGUUCAUCGGCGUUCUCAGUGCUUGUAGCCAUGUCGGUCUUAUAGACCUCGGAUUCCGUUACUUCGACUCGAUGAGUAAAGAGCACAGAAUCGAUCCUUCGAAAGAACACUACGGCUGCAUGAUCGAUCUUCUCUGUCGAGGCGGGCGUUUACGCGAAGCUCUGAGGAUGACGGAGAGCAUGCCGUUUGGGAAAGACGACGUCGUCUGGUCUAUUCUGCUACGAGCCAGCAGAGAACACGGCGACAUUGAGUGUGGAAGGAUUGCAGCAGAGCAGGUGCUUAAACUGGAUCCAGACUGUGCAGGAACACAUAUAACAAUGGCGAAUAUAUAUGCGUCGAAAGGGAAAUGGAAAGAAGCGGCAGAAAUGCGAAGAAUGAUGAAAGCGAAAGGCGUCGUGAAAGAACCUGGAUGGUCUUGGACAAAGGUUAAGGGCUGCAUUUCUGCAUUCGUUGCCGGCGACAAAUCCCACCCGAAGAUCGAUGAAAUCUACGCCCUUUUGGAGCUAAUAUCCUGUAAAGAAGUCACUGUACAAGAUCUUGAUUCAAUCCUAAACAUUUCAGAAGAAUAAUACACAGAGAUUAUGGCUUUUGGUUAUUCAGAUUUCUUGAUAACAUAUAUAGAAAAGAGCAUGGU